This is a messenger RNA of Gekko japonicus, 1336 nucleotides long. RefSeq names its product Rab interacting lysosomal protein-like 2 (gene RILPL2). The record is from RefSeq and is a predicted model, not a curated record. Gene Ontology annotation, biological process: cilium assembly. The transcript is spliced from 4 exons. Bases 252 to 899 code for a protein of 215 amino acids. Lineage: Eukaryota; Metazoa; Chordata; Lepidosauria; Squamata; Gekkonidae. Gene Ontology annotation, cellular component: ciliary basal body; cytoplasm. Gene Ontology annotation, molecular function: protein dimerization activity.
CUUCCCUUUUAGCCCCACCUCUCCUUCUGGCCUUCGAUUGGGCCCUUUGGGGCUUCCCCAGAGGCAGAUGGGAGGGAUUUAGUCACCGAUGAAAGUUUCAGAGGAGGAAGGAAGUUGCAGGAGGUUGUCACUUGGUCUGGCAGCUGCAUGGGACGGAGGGAGGGCUUGCUGCAGCCAGGGAAGGAAGGAGAGCUGGACCCCUCUCUCUCUCUCUUCCCUGCUUUGGCUCUCUAGACCUCCCCUCGCUUGGCAUGCAGGCUGAACAGCACCAGGAGGAGGAGGAGGAGGAGGAAGGUGAAGGAGGAGGAGGAGGAGGAGGCAGUGAGCCUGAAGGGACUUUUAGGAAGAGCCCCUUCCAGCUGACAGUGGAGGAUGUCUAUGACAUGUCAUACGUCCUGGGCAGGGAGCUGCACAAGAUCGGCAGCGAGCCUCGGGCGGAGGUGCCGGCCAGGGUGGCCCAGGUGCAGUUCAAGGUGGUCAGUGUCCUGGAGAUGCUGGAAGCCUUGGUGAAUGACAGCAGUCUGACAGUGGAAGCCCUGAGGAUGGAGAGGGACAGCCUCAAAAGGGAGGUGGAGGAGCUCCGGGAACAGGGGUCCCGCGGAACUGCAGAACAGGUCAGCCUGGGCCCCAACAAGAUGGUCGUGGACCUGACGGACGCCAACCGGCCUCGCUUCACGCUGCAGGAGCUGAGGGAGGUGCUCCAGGAACGCAACCAGUUGAAGGCCCAGCUGAUGGUGGCGCAGGAAGAGCUGCAGUGCUACAAAAGUGGCUACAUGUCCCAGAAGCAGGAUCCAGUUGAGCUGAUCCGCAAGGAACCCACUGUAGGCAGUGCUUCUGGUUCAGGAAGUGAGGAGAAAACCAUUAUAAAAAGACUGUUUGGUUUUAAAAGGCCACGAUGAAGAGCUUCCUUCUCAUGACUCAAAGCGCUCUGGCUGCACAGGAAGCAGAAGACCAGGAAGUGGGACAGAGGGAAGAAAGUGUCCAAUUUUGUUUGUUUGUUUUGGUUAUCUCUGAAGUUUCAGGAUUUGUGUUAAUUUUCCACUGUUACUUUAAUUCCUCAUUUAUGCACCAGUGUCUAGAGAGCAGGACCAUUUUCUCCUCUGUUACGAAUGUCAGCCUCGUAACGGAAAGUCCUUUUGGUCCACAAAGGGCAAGAAUAAAUUCAUGCACUUUUGUUUCUAGUAGGCUUUGCAAGAGUUUGCCGGUGUUGUUUUCAUCCUUCCAUGGGGAAAUGUUAUUGUCCUGGGCAGCUGUGGGACAACCAGAAUAUUUAUGCUGAUCUGAAGAUGCUUUACAUUAGAACUUAAGAAGAGCCCUGCUGGAUCAGACCAGUGAG